Xenopus tropicalis (tropical clawed frog) is the source of this 5213-nucleotide messenger RNA. The record is from RefSeq and is a predicted model, not a curated record. Lineage: Eukaryota; Metazoa; Chordata; Amphibia; Anura; Pipidae.
CACCAUUCGAUCCGGGGUGGGCGUGUCCCAUACAGCACAGACGGCGCACCCGUGUCAUGUGACCGGUAGUGAAGCACGGCGGGCGAAAUUCAAAAUUUUGAAUCGCCCCUGGAGCUGUUAGAGACAGAAGGGAGAACGGGGAAGCCAAGCGGCACAGGAGAGAGACGGGUGCGCACAAAGUACACACAGGAGACUGGAAACAUAAAAAGACUGCUGCGUAUACAAGCAGGUACACGUGGCUGUGAUAUCCAAGGAAAGGUUAAACUUCCACCCAGGGGAUCGGGCAAAAUUACACAUGGAUCCGUUUACAGAGAAAUUGCUUGAAAGAACACGUGCCAGGAGGGAGAACUUGCAAAAGAAAAUGGCUGACAGGCCAACAGCAGGAGCACGACCAGCAGCACUAAACAAAAGGCAAAGGGAGCCACUUUUAGAGGCAAAUAAUCAGCCACCAGCCCCUGCUGAAGAAGGUAAACCCUGUUCAAAACCAUCCCCAUCAAAAAGACGCUGCUCAGAUAAUGAUGCAACACCAGAUUCUGGAUCUGAAAAUAAGCAGCCAAAAAGCCCAGAACUGCCCAGAAAUGAGACUUCAACUGUUGCCUUCCAUCAGCAAAUAAAAGUGUCAAACCAAACCCCACAAGUCUCCUUGUUAUCCAGUGAUAAAGAACUUACAAAUUCUAAUAUGAAAGCAGCUGGAUCUGUAAAAACACGCAUGCAGAAGCUUGCUGAUCAGAGGCGAUAUUGGGAUAAUAAUGUUAGCCCAUCAAGCUCUCCACCGGCCCAUGCUCCGCCUAAAGAUAUAAUGGUUUCUCCACCAAAACCUCAGAUACCUACUGUUGAAUAUGAUACUCCUUCAGUCCGACGGGGCCGUUUUGCUAAUCUUGCUGCUACAAUUAGCUCCUGGGAAGAUGAUCUAAGUCACCCCUGUGUCAAGCCUAACAAUAAACAAGAAAAGCCUGGUACUGCUUGUUUAUCAAAAGACUCCACUACCAGUUCAGCUUCUGCCAGCAUCAAUAGCCACAGUGUAAGGCAGGACACUGCAUCAUGUUCUCAAAGACCUAAAGACACAACUGUGAAUAAAGCUGUCUGCUCUGGCCAACUGAAAAAUAAUUUACCUGCACCAAAACCCUCGAGGUCUGUUGUCGACUCCACUGAAAUUACUGAGAAGUCGAAAUCACCUACUGCAAUAACUUACAAGCCUAAUGAAAAUGUCCUGCCAGCAUCCCGAACUCUGAAGUCUGUAUGUACUGAUUCCAGCCCACAGAAAACAGAGCGCCCAGCCUCAAGGCUAUAUUCAAAUCAGCCAGCCAGUACUAGGAAUGGGAUAAAUAUUACCCCUGUACAAACACAACAGAAGGACAAGGUGGCAACAUCAGGCGGGGCAGGAAUAAAGUCUUUCCUGGAGCGUUUUGGUGAGAAGUGUCAGGAGCAUAGCCCAGCACCAUUAAAUCAAGGCCAGAGGACAGCUGUUUUGACACCAAACACAAAGAGCAUACAAGAAAGGCUGUUGAAACAGAAUGAUAUAUCUAGUACUGCUAGCUUAGCACAGCAACAGAAAAAGGAGCGUGAAAAGGAGCUAGCAGCACUUCGGGGGCGGUAUGAUCGGGGUAAUGUUUGGAUCAAACAGCAAGAUGAGCAGCGGGAGACUCCGACUCAUCCUGAAACUUCAAGUAAUCCACCCAAAUCAGAUAUAGCUCCUUGUUCAGUGACAGAGAGAGCUGAAGUCUCUGCCAUCACAUCUGAAAAAACAAUAUCAGAUAAUUUCCAUCCAAUUAUGGCUGAACAGGUUCCUAGUCCUCAGAAAAGCACAACACUAGUACAAUCUCAGAUGCCCUCAGAAUGUCCGGGACUUGAAAAUGAAAGAAAUACUGCUAAUGUGAUGUGGGAGAUUGAGAUGAACGUGGAUGGCAGCCUAGAAGAGAUAAAUAGUUCAGGUGUUAUUACCAACAUUUUUAGUGAUAUCCUUGGACAGCAUGAUGAAGAAGAGGAGGAAGUUGCUGAGUGCUUAGUUGAGCAAGUAGAAACAGCCACUGAUGACGAGGAAAGAGAAGAUGAAGAAGAGGAUGCUCUGAACAUUUCCUCUAUGUCCUUGUUGGCUCCUUUAGCAGAAACUGUUGGUAUUGAAAGUCCAAAAGCACUUCUGUCACCUUCUAAUAGAGCUGCAGCUGGGAACGGUGAAAGUUGUGGUAAAAGACAGUCAGGCAAGCUUCAGAGGAAACAUUUACCCAGAGCAGAGUCUAAUGACAGCUUACGUUCUCUAGAGGAAAACCAAAACCUUUUGUACAGUAUUGACGCAUACCGUUCCCAGAGAUUUAAAGAAACUGAUCGGCUUCCAGUAAAGCAAACAAUUGUCCGCAAAGAAGACGUGUCUUCAAGGCUGCAUGAUAAAAAAACUGCAUCUCCCCGCUCUGUUAACAUCAAACAAAGAAUGAAGGCUUUAAACAAUGAAGUAAACUUGCAGCAGACUGUAAUUCACCAAGCAAGCCAAGCUCUUAAUUGUUGCAUAGAUGAAGAGCAUGGGAAAGGAUCUGAAACAGAAGCAGAGGCUGAGAAACUACUAAUAGUAGCAACGGAAAAAAGAGCUGCUUUGAUAGCUGAACUAAACAAAAUAAAAAAUGAAGGCCCUCAAAGUCAGAAGAAACAUGUUUCUAAUGAGAAUGCACCGUCAAGAGGUUGUAUAUUUGUGUCUGAAAUGUUUCUUCCAUUGAAAGCUGAUUUUGUCUGCAACGCCUCUCAAAGGAUGGAUUCUGCAAAUUAUUAUUUCUUCAUGAUGAUAAGAGCUGGAGCUGAAAACAUGGUAGCAACCCCACUUGCCAGCAUUUCAAGUACCAUGAAAGGAGAUGCUCUUGCCUUCCCAACAACAUUUUCUCUUGAGGAUGUUUCCAAUGAUUUUGAGAUCUGUGUUGAAGUAUAUAGCUUGGUACAAAAAAAGGAAGGUCUUGCCCCCGAUAAGAAGAAAAAAACAAUGAAGUCAAAAGCAAUAACUCCAAAGAGACUGCUAACCUCUAUUACUAAAAGCAAUAUACAUACACCAGCACUGGCAAGUCCCGGAGGACCUAAUGCUGUUCGUACCAGUAAUUUUGUACUUGUUGGAUCACACAAGCUCACACUUUCUUCAAUUGGGAGCAGUAAAUUCCUUCUGGACAAGGUUCCAUUUUUGUCUCCAUUAGAAGGUCACAUCUACUUAAAAAUCAAAUGCCAAGUGAAUUCUUCUGUUGAGGAAAAAGGUUUCUUGACAAUGUUUGAAGAUGUGAGUGGCUUUGGCGCAUGGCAUCGACGCUGGUGUGUUCUAUCAGGAUACUGUAUUUCCUACUGGACAUAUCCAGAUGAUGAGAAAAGAAAGAAUCCAAUUGGCCGUGUUAAUUUGGCUAACUGUACCAGCAGAAAAAUUGAACCAGCUAACAGAGAAUUUUGUGCUCGGCCUAAUACUUUUGAACUUAUUACUGUGCGUCCACAAAGAGAAGGAGACAGAGAAACAUUAGUCAGCCAAUGCAGAGACACACUUUGUGUCACCAAGAACUGGUUAUCUGCCGACACUAAAGAUGAACGGAAUCUCUGGAUGCAAAAGCUGAAUCAAGUUCUUGUGGAUCUCCGAAUGUGGCAGCCAGAUGCUUGUUACAGACCUACAACCAAACCUUAAAUGCGUCAUGGAUAUUUGGCCCCAAAAGCCACCCAUUAUUUAGUACCUCAUCUAUUUUAAACACGCAGAAUGUAUUUUGCUGCAAGCUUUUAAAAAAGGUUUUUUGUCUGCACUUUGCUCCUCCUAACCAUUUACAGUACUUUAAACUGGAGCGUAAUAGCAGGGUCUAUUGUUUACUGCCAGUACUCUAAGCACCUCUAGCUGGGGUUAUCCAAGCAAUCUACUGCUUGUGUUGCUUUUAAGGAGGAUUGUGUGUGUAUAGAGGUAAAUUUGUUUUGUUUUUUUAUUUGUUGCUAUUUGGGAGAGAUUUUUUUAUUAGCAUUAUGUGCAAUAUACAAACUGAUUGCUUCCAGUUGAUAUGCAUAAACAUUUUUUUGUAUUUCAGUAAUUGCAUGUUCUCUGAAAGGUAUAUGGGCAAACAGAAUGCAGUUUUUACUUUGUAUAUCUAAAAAAUUAUACACUGUCUCCAAGCUCAGCGUGCUUUAAUGUCCACUUUUCCAAUGUACUGGGAAUUUUGGAAAUCUUUUUUUUUUUAAUGAAGUAUUAAUAAUCUUAAUGUAAAUGAUAGAGGUGGACUUGUGUACCCCAGGAGGUUCACCAGCUGAUUGCUAUCAUGGAUUACAUGUUGGCGAUCAACAACAGCUAUAGAGUUCAAUGUUUGGUAUUCCUAGGUUACUUCACUCUCUAAAGUCAUAUUUGUAUUAAGUUGCCCAGUUCAUAUGUCUGGCCUGUGUCCUGGCUGUCUGCACCUUUAAAAUGAUGAGAAUUGCAAACCUAAGAGGAUUGUUUUGAUGACUGCCUCCUCAUGGUGUGGUUGUCUACAUUUUAGGAAAAGAACAGUAAAUAAAUUGUGCUCCCCAUAGACAUUCCUUUCUAAAGUCUCUGCUGUAUCUCUGCAAAUAUUUGCAGAGGUAAACUACCACGUCUUACACAACUGAAAAAAAAAAACCUACAGAAAUCUGUAAAAUAUUGACUGUAGUUAUUAGUAUUGCCACAAAGAACAACCUCCUUUCAGAAUUUUAUUUUAAUAAAAGCUGCUCAGUGCAGUAGUACUGGCCAGAUUUUUAAAGUUGUUAAAAUAUUUGUAUAUAAAUAUAGUCUAUUACUUUGAGUUUUGUUUGAUAGCUGCCAAGCCAAAAACGUGUAAACCUGCAGUUUGUGAAUAGUCAGGAGCCUAUAAUCUCUGAACAUUUACUAAAGCUAAACGUGUGAUCAGGUUUAUUUUACUCCAGAAAGGCAAUUGGAAAUAAAUGGCUUGAAAGUGUCUGUAAGCAAGGGCCGUUAUGGCGGGAAGCCUUUCAUACAGAUAUUUGAAAUAAGUGUCUUUUUUUAGGGUUCUUGUCACUAGUUAGGUGAAAACCAAGAUAUUCUAAUAUAUAAAUUCACAUUUAUGUUGUCUUUGUUCAAUUUAUACUACAAUUACUUUGAAACACAGGUAGUCACUAACUACAAAUCUGCAUUUUCUUUCUGCAUCAUCUAGUCUGUUUUGACUUUUCUCUCCAUUUCACUAUUCACUUAUGUAUGUUUCAUUAAAAAAAAGUUUGUUUCAGAAUAAAAAAAAAUACAUUCUUCCAUA